Messenger RNA from Leptopilina boulardi, 2927 nucleotides. RefSeq names its product 26S proteasome non-ATPase regulatory subunit 2 (gene Rpn1). The record is from RefSeq and is a predicted model, not a curated record. Gene Ontology annotation, biological process: regulation of protein catabolic process; proteasome-mediated ubiquitin-dependent protein catabolic process. The coding region runs from base 101 to 2782 and encodes 893 amino acids. Lineage: Eukaryota; Metazoa; Arthropoda; Insecta; Hymenoptera; Figitidae. Gene Ontology annotation, cellular component: nucleus; proteasome regulatory particle, base subcomplex; proteasome storage granule. The transcript is spliced from 5 exons. Gene Ontology annotation, molecular function: enzyme regulator activity.
UUGUAAAUUCAUUUCUAACCUCACUUUUUGACUGUUCAUUACGUGUGAUUGUGACAAAUCCAAUUUUCUUUUGAUAAAAUAUUGUGCAUUUAAUUAAAAAAUGCCUGAAAGUACCAAAAUAGAAGAAAAACAAAAGAAAGAAGUUAAAAAUGAAAAAGAAGACGAAAAAAGCGAAUUGUCGGAGGAAGAUAAACUACUUCAGGAAGAAUUAGGAAAUUUAGUUGAACGUCUUCAAGAUGCAAACACAAGAUUACACUAUCCAGCACUUGAGUCACUACAAAAUCAAAUUCGUGCCUCAACAACUUCAAUGACAAGUGUGCCGAAACCAUUGAAAUUCAUGAGACCUCAUUAUGAUACAAUGAAAUCAAUUUAUGAAAAUAUUUCCGAUCCAAAAGCAAAAGAAUUAUGUUCGGAUAUUAUUUCAGUUCUUGCAAUGACAAUGGGAGAGGGUAGAGAGUGUUUAAAAUAUCGAUUAUUUGGAUCAGCACAAUCAAUUAGCGAAUGGGGACAUGAAUAUGUUCGACAUUUAUCUGGUGAAUUAGCCGGUGAAUGGGAUGAACUUACAGGCGAGAAUAAAGAAGAUGUUAGCAAGAAAUUAAUAGCCCUUGUACAUGAAAUUGUUCCCUAUAAUAUGGCUCACAAUGCUGAAACUGAGGCUUGCGAUUUAUUAAUGGAAAUUGAAAAAUUAGAUUUUCUUGAACAAUAUGUUGAUGAAAGUGCAUAUCAACGUGUUUGUCUUUAUCUUACAAGUUGCGUUCCUUAUGUUGCCGAUCCUGAAAAUAGUACUCUUUUACAUGCAGCAGCUAAACUUUACAGAAAAUUUGGCCAAUAUCCACAAGCUGUGAGAUUAGCGAUGCAACUCAAUGAUUUGCCAUUAAUUGAAGAGAUUUUUACAACUUGUGAAGAUUUAUCGAUACAGAAACAAUUGGCAUUUAUGCUUGGUCGUCAACAGAUUUUCCUCAACUUACCGGAAUCGACAAUUGAAUUUGACGAUCUUGUGGAAAUUAUGUCCAAUUCUCAUUUGAACAAUCAUUUUUUGAAUCUUGCUCGCGAAUUGGAUAUAAUGGAGCCAAAAACACCGGAAGAUGUUUACAAAUCACAUUUGGAAAAUUCAAGACCACAAUUUGGCGGUGGUCAAGUUGACUCAGCGAGACAGAAUUUGGCUGCAAGUUUUGUGAAUGGAUUUGUAAAUGCAGCUUUCGGUCAAGAUAAACUUCUAGUCGAGGAUGGUAAUAAAUGGCUCUAUAAAAAUAAGGAACAUGGAAUGCUGAGUGCAACAGCAUCGCUUGGUCUCGUACUCUUGUGGGAUGUUGACGGUGGUUUGACACCUAUCGAUAAAUAUCUUUAUUCCUCGGAAGAUUACAUUAAAUCAGGAGCUCUUUUAGCUUGUGGAAUUGUUAAUUGUGGUGUUAGAAAUGAAUGUGAUCCUGCAUUGGCUCUUUUAUCGGAUUAUGUACUUCAUAACAGUAAUACAAUGAGAAUCGGCGCUAUUGUCGGUUUGGGACUAGCUUACGCUGGAUCAAAUCGAGAGGCAGUAUUAAAUUUGCUUACACCUGUUUUAAGUGAUCCAAAAUCAAGUUGGGAAGUCAUUGGAGUCGCUGGUCUUGCCCUUGGAAUGGUUGCUGUUGGCUCUUGCAAUGCUUAUGUCACUACUUCAAUAAUGCACACUUUGAUGGAAAAGAGUGAAACCGAUCUGAAGGAUACUUAUGCAAGAUUUUUACCCUUGGGCUUAGGUUUGUGCUUUUUGGGUAAACAAGAGGCAGCAGAGGCGAUAAUCGCAGCUUUGGAAGUUGUGCCCGAACCUUUUAAGUCCAUGUCAACGACACUUGUGGAAGUUUGCGCUUACGCUGGAACAGGAAAUGUAUUGAAAAUUCAACAUUUAUUACACAUUUGUUCCGAGCAUUAUGAACCUGUGAAUGAAAAGGAGGAGAAAGGUGAUCGCAAGGAUAAGGAAAAGAAAGAGGAAAAAAAGGAGGAAAAAGAAAAAGAUCUAAGUUCACGUCAAGCAAUUGCUGUACUUGGAAUUGCUUUAAUUGCAAUGGGUGAAGAAAUUGGCGCUGAAAUGGCGUACAGAACCUUUGGACAUCUUUUAAGAUAUUGUGAACCCGUAAUUCGACGAUCUGUACCUUUAGCACUUGGUCUUAUAUCGGUAUCAAAUCCAAAACUCAAUAUUUUGGAUACUUUAUCGAAAUUCUCACACGACAGUGAUCCUGAAGUGGCUCAUAAUGCAAUUUUUGCAAUGGGACUUGUUGGAGCUGGUACAAAUAAUGCUAGAUUAGCUGCAAUGCUAAGACAACUUGCACAAUUUCACGCUAAGGAUCCUAAUAAUUUAUUCAUGGUACGAAUUGCUCAGGGUCUUACUCAUCUUGGAAAAGGAACACUUACCUUGUCGCCGUAUCAUAGUGACAGACAAUUGUUGAGUCCAGUUGCCUUGGCUGGAUUAUUGGCUACCUUGAUUGGAUUCCUCGAUGUCAAAAAUAUUAUUCUUGGAAGAUCACAUUAUCUUUUGUACACGCUGGCAGCAGCGAUGCAACCAAGAAUGUUGGUAACAUUCGACGAAGAAUUGAAUCCACUUGCAGUUCCAGUGCGAGUUGGUCUUGCCGUUGAUGUUGUUGGUCAAGCUGGCAAGCCAAAAACAAUCACUGGUUUCCAGACACACACAACUCCCGUUCUUUUAGCAUACGGUGAGAGAGCUGAAUUAGCAACUGAAGAAUAUGUUCCAUUAACGCCAAUAAUGGAAGGAUUUGUCAUUCUAAGAAAAAAUCCUGACUUCGUCCCUUAGGUUGUAAAUUAACAUUUAUAAUUUUACGCGUUUUUAUGUAUCUCAUAUUUCAUUAAUAAUAAAAUUACCUGUCUUUGGCUCUGUACAAUAGAUACGAAAAAUAUCUAUAUCUAUUGUAUCCGAGAAAAAACAGAUUAAAAAUUAA